AUGACGCCCCCGGCCCGAGGACGGGGGACUAGUCAGCGCAGCCCAACCGUCUUGGUCACAGAUUCCCGAGAUCAGCAACAGCCCCAAGCACCCCGCCGACGACGCUCGCCCGCAACCCGAUUCAUCACCGUCGACAACGUCCUCCAAUACGCCUCCGACGUCCCUUCAAUGCAGCAGCGCGGCCCACCCAUCUCGCGGUCACGCCGUCUUGCGUCCGCAGCUGGAGGCUUAAUAACCAGCGCAGGCAGUAGCAGUUCAAGCGCAGUAGCAGGAUCCGGCGGCACGAUGAGCCGAAUUGCCGCGCAACCGCGACUCCCGCCUCGAACGACGAAAGUCAGUGAGAAGCUGGUCCUUCUCCCCGAUACUGGCGAGCUGGAGGAGGGUGAAACGGAAGAAGAUGACGAUGAUUCUGACGGUGUGGACCUCGUGGACGAGGAGCUUGUCGAACGUCUGGCCAAGGAGAAAAACAUCGACCCUGAAAGGAUCAGACAUCAAUUGCUUAUGUCAAAGCGACGUGGAGGUGAUUUCGAUGAAGAACUCUUGAAGAAACGCCGUGUUGCGCCUGAGCGCGCGAAGAGUUAUGCGGAGCGGUUGCCGAAGGCGCGGCGCACGGAGAAGCUUGCGCGUGUUACCGCGUACUGUACGGCCCAGGCGUAUAAGAUGGGGUCGCUUGCUGCUUUUGUUAAGGAGCAGCAUGGUGGAAGGACGAAGCUCUACGAUGAUUGUCUUUACACCGCAUAUCAUCUACCUCUUUUGCCGGGCCAUGAGGGGUAUCGUCUGCGGAGUAGCCCUGUGUUGAAAUACCCUGGUGGCAAGUCGCUUUUGGAUGAAGAGAUUGAACGAAAUGAGCUUCGUGAUUAUCAUGAUGAGUAUAUGCUUGAGACGGAGGAGCAUUCCGUUGGUGGACACAAUCGUCCGGAGGAUGAGCACCAUUAUGAAGGAUCGCCGCGACAGUCUGAGAGUCACGACCAUGAGUCCCGGGAGGAGAACCGUGAGGAAUUCUUGAAUCGCAUCACUGAGGAAGUUGGUGGCCAUCUACCCAGUGAAAAUGACCAUGCUAUCAGCUCCAGCGAAAGUGUCGAUGAGUUGCGGCAUAUCUCGCCACCAAGCAGCAAUGGAGAGGCCCAGCAAUCUUCGCCUGAACCUGCAGUCCGUCGCCGAAGGCACAGCACGGACGACACCCACGCUUUGAUUCGAGACCGUCCUUCCCUGCCAACCCCUACACCCUCCUCGUCCUCAUCACCACCGGCCUCAACACCCCAAGCCCCAGCUCGGACGCUAUACAAUGUUGCUGAGAUGUUCGUUUUCAGUUACGGCGUCGUCGUCUUCUGGAACUUCACCGAACGACAGGAGAAAGACCUGCUGGCCGAUCUGGCCUUUGCGACAUCAUCGGCAACUGGCGUCCCUACUCCUCUGGCGACCAUGCCUCUUGAUGAGGAAGACUUUGAGACAGAAGAGUUCCAUUUCGAGUAUUCGACCGAGAUCUCGCGCCCUCGAGUCUAUAACGACAUGAUCACGCUUCGUAGUGGCGACCACAUGAUCAAGCUCGCUAUUAGCCAUGGUAUUGCACAGAGCACUAAACUGUGCUUCUUUGAAGAAGUCAUGGCCCGACAGAUGGCAGACGCUAAAGAUGUUCCCAGACGUCUCGCCGUUUCAGGCCAACUAGGCAUGAAGCGCGAAGAGGUUUUCCGGAUCUUGGGUCGGUUGUUCAAGAGUCGUGUUGAGGUCAACCUUUCAUCUAACAUGCUCGAUGUCCCCAACUUCUUCUGGGAAAGCGAGCCAACCCUGUACCCACUCUACAUCGCCGUGCGCGAGUAUUUGGAAAUCAAACCACGUAUCCAAGUCCUCAAUGAGAGAUGUCGCGUAUUCCUCGAUCUUGCAGAGAUCCUGUCCGACUCAAUUGCCGACAACCGCACUUCCCACCAAACCUGGAUCAUCAUUGUCCUGAUCAUCAUCUCAAUCAUCGUUACAACCUUCGAAGUCUUCCUCCGCUUCGGCAUUCUCCAAUCAGGCCAGGGCGCCGCUGGUACGCCUGCUAGUAUUCUAGCCCGCGCGAUGGGCAGAUCUGUUGCCCCCUCUCCAUCACCAGAAUGGUACCCAUACUCCGCCGGCAAUGCGCCACCAGGCUGUAUCUGCCCCUCUCUUGGCCCUGCGGGCGGUGCCGCAGAUAUGGGCGUCAGUGGGAUGAUGGGAUACUAA
This is a messenger RNA of Penicillium vulpinum, 2199 nucleotides long. RefSeq names its product RMD1 family protein. Lineage: Eukaryota; Fungi; Ascomycota; Eurotiomycetes; Eurotiales; Aspergillaceae. The transcript has 5 exons. Bases 1 to 2199 code for a protein of 732 amino acids. The record is from RefSeq and is a predicted model, not a curated record.